Suillus bovinus is the source of this 480-nucleotide messenger RNA. RefSeq lists its product as uncharacterized. The annotation marks the transcript as partial. The transcript has a single exon. The record is from RefSeq and is a predicted model, not a curated record. NCBI's taxonomy places the organism in Eukaryota, Fungi, Basidiomycota, Agaricomycetes, Boletales, Suillaceae.
UAUAUUCUUGGGAUCAUCCCAAGACCAGACAGUUCUGUUGACCCCGCUGGUGCUAGCAUUUGGGACCUCAAUAAUCUUUGUAUAAUCGCAGCUUUAUGCACCCGCUCCAGUACCGAAGAACAGGACUUCCUGCGCACAUACACCAAUGCCCAUCUCGCUUGGAGCACACUGAAGUCACGUCAUGAGAAGGUUGGGCCGAUCACACAAAUCAUCCUGAUUCAACAGGGACUUGCCAUUAAGUAUAAACGUGCAGAGCGCCUUUCCACUACUAGUAUGCACCUGAGCGACCUUGUUCGACACAUAUAUGUGAUCGGCUUACCAAAGGAGGAGGACUUCCUGACGAUACUCAUGCUUAAUGCCAUGAGCGAGGAACUACUGCAUGUUCGCAACCACAUUGCCGACUCCCUCGCCACCAGCACGUCAUCAGCACCCUAUGGGCCCUCUAACAUUCGUGCCCAUCUUGAUGUCGAACAACAGCUU